Molecule: messenger RNA, 2091 nt
Organism: Balaenoptera ricei (Rice's whale)
Lineage: Eukaryota; Metazoa; Chordata; Mammalia; Artiodactyla; Balaenopteridae
Gene: CREG1
Product: cellular repressor of E1A stimulated genes 1
Exons: 4
Coding region: 86-739 (217 amino acids)
Source: RefSeq, a predicted model, not a curated record
GUAGCGCAGGGCGGGGCCGGUAGCGCUGGGCUAGCUUUGGACCUCCUAGGUCGCAGGGCUCCGGACUCUCGCUGGGGUCAUCGCCAUGGCCGGGUGUGCCCGCGGGUCCGCGCGUGCCGUGCUCGCCUUCCUGCUGGCGCCCGCGCUGGUGGCCCUGCUGGUGGCGCCGGCGCGGGGCCGGGGUGGCCGGGGCCACGGGGACUGGGGCGCCGCCGAGCUGCUGCCGCCCCGCGAGAACGCGGCGCUGGUGGCUCGCUUCGUGACGAACGUCUGCGACUGGGGCGCGCUGGCCACCAUCUCCACUCAGGAGGGGGUGCGCGGCCGGCCCUUCGCCGACGUCUUAUCGCUCAGCGACGGGCCCCCGUCCAAGGGCAGCGGCGUGCCCUACUUCUACCUGAGCCCUUUGCAGCAGUCGGUGGGCAACCUGAAGGAGAAUCCAUAUGCUACACUGACCAUGUCUUUGGCAGAGACUAGUUUCUGCAGGAAAUAUGGAUUUGAUCCCCAAAGUCCCCUCUGUGCUCACAUAAUACUAUCAGGAACUGUUAUCAAGGUGAGUGAAGCAGAAAUGGACGUUGCAAAGAAUUCAUUAUUCAUUCGACACCCUGAGAUGAAAACCUGGCCAUCCAGCCAUAAUUGGUUCUUCGCUAAGUUGAAUAUAACCAAUAUCUGGGUCCUGGACUACUUUGGUGGACCAAAAAUAGUGACGCCUGAAGAAUAUUAUAAUGCCACAUUUCAGUGAAGCAGCAUAUGGCGAAUUUAACCUCAUGUGCGAAGUUUCUUAGGAAGUUUCAUGCAGACUUAAAGCGCUUCAUGUUUCUUUAUGGAAAGUUUCCCAGGUUAUUAGACAGUUUUCUUCCCUUGCUUGCAUGUUUACAGAAUUGAGAUGGAUUGGUACCGCAUUUCUUGGAAGAUGAGAUUGCUGGAUAGAUUUAUAUAUAUUUCCGUAUUUUGAAGCCAUUUUCAUAGAGACAUGUCAUUCAUUAUGAUCAAAGAAGUUUUGUUCCAUCAAUUCCAAAUAGUUUGCCAAUGGUGCUCCUUAAAGAGGAGUGGGUACCAGUUUCAGAUUGCCCAUUGGCAUUUGAAAGUACUCAAGUACGUGUUUCUAAUUACUGAAAACCACUGUGCUGGGGAGAGGUGUCAUGCCUCCACGGGCUGCUGCCUGAGCCUGUAUUGAGGGCUUGGCUCCUGUUACAGUGCACCUGAAUAAAUCUUGCCGAGGCAAACGAACAGUGACGAAACACAAACGGAGCAUCUCACUCAUGGUCCAUUUAUGUCUGACAGUCCUGGGUGUUGUUGAUCCAACACAGGGCAAGACUGUUUCUUAUAAAGAACUUUAAAAAAAGCUUUUGAAGUCUAAAGUGAUAAUUAUCUAGAACAAAGGAAGUUCAUAAAACUUCCUGAAUUUGAUUUAAUCAAGGAAGUUCAUAAAAUUUUCUGAAUUUGAUUUCCCCAGCUAGGUGGACACUGUAUAAUCAGUUUCCUCCACUCAAAAUACAUAGAAACAAGCAUACAUUUUUUUUUUUUUUGCCCCAAAAUGGGAUUGCGAAGAAAGAAAAGAAAGGAGGGGAUUUUGUGUGUAAUUUGUUUCUCGUGUUCUUUUCUAAGUUAAGUGAAUGCAGAUAUGGACCAGUUUAAACCAGGGCCCAAAUCCAUCUCCCAACCACUCUCUCUAGCUUCUUUUCUAAUGCUACUCUCAACAAUGAACUAAGCCUUCCUCAGCUGCUUCAAAUCUCUGAAUGGCUUCUAAUGCUGUUACUACCUAAAUCAUGUCAUCAGAGGGAAAACAACAUGACUUUUAGAAAAGAAAUCACAUUUCUUCAGAAGGGAAAAAACUGUUUGCUUUUAUUACCUAUAUACAUGAUUUCAGAAGACUGUAUGAGAUCCAUCAUAAAGAGGUGUGUCAGGAGUCAAGCAACUGAAUCCUUAAAUGGCUAAGAGAGAGGAAAUUGAAUAUGAGUUUGAAGACUACAAAAUGAAUUUAUCUGAAGUCGAGCAAACAGCUUCUCUUUAAGAAAAAUGAUGUAUCUUAAACUUGGUAGAGUAGGUUUCUUAUCCAAGGCAUUAAUAAUUAAAAGCAUUAUUUUCAUGAAA